GCUGAGCGGUGCAUUAUGGGAGAUGUAGUUUUCGGUGCCGCAGUGCCCAUUCAGCGCGUCCAGAGCGGAACUACAGACAGGACCCCGCCGCGCUGUGUAGUGCCGUCUGUCUGUCUGUCCGCUACAGUCUCGUGCCUGUUUUAUCCGCUGUUCAGCGACCCGGAACCGGACAGCAUGCAGGCGGAGUCCGGGAUCGUUCCGGACCUGGAGGUCGAUGAGGAGUUUACAGAGGAACCGAAAAUUUAUUACGAACUGAAGAGUCAACCAAUCAAGCACAGUACACCUCCAUCAGAUCAGCGGUGUUCUCUCUCUUGUCUAUCUUCAUCUCGUGUCCUUCUGCGUCAACAGUUGAUGCGUGAGCAGCUUCAUGAUCAGGAGAGAAGGGAGAAGCAGUUUAGAUGCCAUGCCUCCCCAUAUGCCCCGCCCUCCUCAACGCAAAGCUCUAGCCCAUACCUCACUCAGAGUUCUGCCAUUGAUGUCAGCACCCCUGUGGCCCCGCCCACCACUGCACUUGUGCCCCCUGAAGUGCUGAGGGUGAAGACUCAUUUAGAAAACCCUACUAAGUAUCACCUCCAGCAGGCUCAGAGACAGCAGGUGAAAGCAUACCUGUCAACCACACUCGGCCCAUUUCCCAGCAUGCCCUGUGCCACUCAGGCCUCUGACCCCGGGGCAAUUCCAGCUGGUCAGGUGAACAGCGCCCCCAACAGCCCCAUGGCUUUACUCACCCUCAACUCCACCUGUGAGAGAGAGAUGGAUGAUGUAAUUGAUGACAUCAUCAGUUUGGAGUCAAGUUACAGCGAUGAUAUGCUGGGGAUGCCGCUGGACCCCGCCCUUCAUAUGGCCAACACGAUCCCAUUGUCAGUGAAUCUGAUGGAUGUUUAUAAUGAUCAGAGUUUAGCUCUGCCCGCUGUCUCCAUCAGCACUUCCUGUCCUGAGAACCUGCCCAACAUCAAAAGGGAGUUCUGUGAUGCAGACGCUCGUGUUCUUGCAAAGGAACGACAGAAAAAAGACAACCACAACCUGAUCGAGAGGAGACGGCGUUUCAACAUCAACGACCGCAUUAAAGAGCUUGGCACUCUCAUCCCCAAAUCCAACGACCCGGACAUGCGCUGGAACAAGGGCACUAUUCUGAAGGCCUCAGUGGACUACAUCAGGAAGCUGCAGAGGGAUCAGCAACAUGCCAAAAAGCUGGAGACCCGACAAAAGAACCUGGAGAUCGCCAACCACCACCUGAUGCUGCGGGUACAGGAGUUGGAGAUGCAGGCUCGAGCUCAUGGACUCAUGCCCUCACCUCUCUGUUCUCCAGAACAUUCUGCUUGUCCAGUCAAACAGGAGCUGAUACUGGGUGAUUGCGACAUGCCCAAAAAUGGCCACAUCAUGACCUCUGACCCUGGGGCCUAUGGGGUCAUGGCCAAGACAACAGGUGCAAAACUAGAAGACAUGCUGAUGGAGGAGACAGAGCUGCCAUUAACAACAAGCCUUUCACCAAAGAACAGCAGCAGCAAGAGUAGCAUUAGCAUGGAGGAGCGCACAUGUUAGUACUUCCUGGUCUGACAUCAGCGAUGCAUAUUUUAUUUUCUGAAGAAGCACUUCUUGCUUUUCUAUAUUUACACUAGUUUUAUUUUAUAUUAAACGAUGUAUUGUAAGCAUUUUAAGUUUACUUUGAAAUCAGUAAAAUUAAUCAGUAGAGUCAAACAGAAUUCCAGUUUAAUCUAGUUGGUGAUGAUUUGAAUGUGAGUGAUUAAUAACUUCAUUAGCAUGUUAGCUGUAGAUAAACACCGAGUCUAGACAUCAGUAAUAAACUCAUCCUCCUCAGCACAGAACCUCGCAGUCACACUGCACUUUAACAUCGUUUAUAGAGACAUUAGAUUAGACGCUGCAGAGACGUACAACUUCACCGUCAUGGUUUAGGCAGAAUGUGAAUGUUUAGAGCAUUAAUUUAAAAUGUAUUGUGUGUAGAAUUUAAUUUCCACAGGUCCUGUUUAUAGUGAAUUUAUCUUCCAAACACACAGCUAUUUAUCUGCUCCUGACUGUAAAGUUAAUGCUCUGAAGGAAAACUUGAUUUCAUUGUCUGAUAAAUUAGUGCAAUAAAGUUUGUUUAUUUAUGAAUGAAUGUAACCUGACAGUUUUACUCAUUAAAGCCAAG
Molecule: messenger RNA, 2146 nt
Organism: Neoarius graeffei (lesser salmon catfish)
Lineage: Eukaryota; Metazoa; Chordata; Actinopteri; Siluriformes; Ariidae
Product: microphthalmia-associated transcription factor-like
Exons: 9
Coding region: 16-1539 (507 amino acids)
Biological process (GO): melanocyte differentiation; regulation of transcription by RNA polymerase II
Cellular component (GO): nucleus
Molecular function (GO): RNA polymerase II cis-regulatory region sequence-specific DNA binding; DNA-binding transcription factor activity, RNA polymerase II-specific; protein dimerization activity
Source: RefSeq, a predicted model, not a curated record